Messenger RNA from Electrophorus electricus (electric eel), 1496 nucleotides. It is a transcript of the gene urp2, whose product is annotated as urotensin II-related peptide. Lineage: Eukaryota; Metazoa; Chordata; Actinopteri; Gymnotiformes; Gymnotidae. Gene Ontology annotation, cellular component: extracellular region. The record is from RefSeq and is a predicted model, not a curated record. Gene Ontology annotation, biological process: regulation of blood pressure; blood vessel diameter maintenance. Gene Ontology annotation, molecular function: hormone activity.
CGCUGGCGUGACAGCACAUUGUAGAGGCCUCGACAAGCCUUCUCGUUGUAGGGGCGCAUCAGGGUAACAAGUGUGGCGAACGUGUGUGUGUGUGUGUGUGUGUGUGUGUGUGUGUAUCACGACAAUCAAUGAGAUCUUAAGCAAUAGCGUCGGUUAAAAAAAAGCUAGACUAGACACUGCACUGAAGUGCUUUUGCUCUAAGGAAACAAGACUAUAAGUCUAUAAGUCUAUAAGUGUAGACCUGUGAUUGAAAUCACACCUAGACGACGCAGACAUGCAAAAGGGAGGUCUGCUAAGGUUACUGGCAGUGGUAACACUGCUGAUAUUGGCUCCAGAUGUGGAUGCGGCACCACUGAUUUCUGAGGAACCAGAUCUUCGUCAGGUACCCUCAUCUUUAAAUGGAGGUGACCAAAAACCACCAGAUCCUUGGACAAGUGGUCCAGAUUUCCAGGAGAUGACAGCAACAGUUAGUCCUGUUCACCUACUAUGGAUGGGACCAGUGAAAACAUAUUCUGAUAGCUAUGAAAAGAGAGAACCAAGAAAAACAUCUGACAGGCCAGCCAAAGCCACAAACAGUCCAAGUUAUCUAGUCAAAACUUUGGCAGUGACUAACAGUCUAGGCAAAAAACUGAAGACUGCUCGUGAGACAAUCAAUUCUGAUGGUUUCAAGAAAACCAUCCAAGUUGACAGACACUCUACCAUUGACCCUGUAACAGGUAAAAUGGAGGGGUAUGCCACAAUGGAAGAAAGCAGCCUUCACAAACAGCUAACUCCCGUGACCACCAAUUCAAAUAAACAAGAUAAGGCUAUGCGGCCAGCCAGAAGGGCUAAGAUGAAUUUGGCCACUAGUAGCCCAGAUAGGCGAGAGAAGAUUGCCAAACUGCUGAGUACUCUUGAGGAGAUUCAUAGGUCAAUGAACAGCACAUGGUACAGUCACAUCGCCAUCAUACCUAAAGGUAAUAGUAACAAUGGAAGUUUGGGAAAGAAGAGAAAGAUGGCAGUAACAGAUAGGAACCUAAAAUCGACCACAGUGUCAUCUGUGGUCAGCAGUGCCACUUCAUCAAAAGCAAGCACUGUUGAUGCUGAACCCAAACACCUGAACGGGAAAGUGUUUAAAAAGUCCUUGCCAUCAACGACCAAGAAAACUAACAAAAGAGUAUGCUUCUGGAAAUACUGCUCUCAGAAUUAAAUACUGGCAUUUGACCACACACACUCCCCUCAAAUCCAUCAGUCCUUCAUGAACAUUAUCAAUUCACUCCUUUAACCAGUGUCACAAUCCGGACAUCUACGCUGACCUCAUAGUCACAAGCAAGCAACUGUAAGGGCACUUCUCAUUGACACAUCAAUAACAUGACUCACCCCUGUGACCUCCCAUGACGUGUGUAGCCUUGCUGCACGAAAGCCUACUAACUCUCAUCUACCAGCAACCCCUGACAUCAAUAAAAAAAUUUUACAAGCAUGCAAAAAAGUCCCAAUAAUAAAGUUUAUUUUUUUUA